CUUCUGUUUGUGUUCGUGUGUAUUCACGUUCGCUUUUAGAACUCUUUCUAAGGAAGAUUAUUAAUUAGCUAAUAUUUAAUUAAUUAAUUAAUUAGUUAUUAUUAUAAAAGCAGAAUUGGGUAUUAGACCGGACAACAAAUAUUUCUAUUCAAAUUCAUAUUAUUUUUGAGCUGAUUAACUCUCAUUUCAAUUUUUUAAUGUCGUGAUUAGUAGCUUUGGAGUGAUUAGACAUAUUAACCAUUUAUUAAAGUAUUAAACAUUAAAGGGUAAAGAUUAAAUAACAUUAUAAAUAAUAUAAUUAAAAUUAUUUAAUGAUCAAAAUGUCUCUUGUUAUCGAAAAUCAGAACACUGAAGCUUUUUAUAAUAAUGCAGCUGGUGGCAACAAUAUGCAGUCCAGUUUCACAUCACCACAGCAGUCUGUUAUAAAUUCUCAAGAACUCUCCACGACUCAUGGGAAUUACGAUCCUGUUAGCAUUAAUAAUGUUAAUGAUCAAUUAGGAAAUCAAUUAAUUGUACCCGCUCCGAUGUCGACAAAUAUCAUCAUGUCUUCAUCUGCUGGUUCAAAUCAAGUUGCUGUUAGUUAUGAUGGUCGCAGAAUGAGGAGUAAAACUAACAUCAGAAAAACUGUGGACUAUAAUCCUUCAAUUGUUAAUUGGCUACAUGGUCGAAUAUUUCAAAAUGACCAUCGAGACCGACCUUGUAUCCAGCCUGACCAAAUGUACAACUACCUCAUGCUGCCUCCCCCAGCGUUCCUCGACAACCCGAUCAAUUGCCUCUGCACCAGGUCCAUCAGGAUGGCCAUGAACAAAGUCAAAUGUCCAAUAUUCACUGUCAAGUGGACGCCAGAGGGACGUCGAUUGGUGACGGGUGCGUCGAGUGGUGAGUUCACGUUGUGGCAUGGAUUGACAUUUAGCUUCGAAACUAUACUUCAGGCCCAUGAGUGUCCUGUUCGUUCAAUGGUGUGGAGUCGCAACGACCAGUGGAUGAUCACAGCUGACCAUGGUGGCUUCAUCAAGUACUGGCAGAGUAACAUGAAGUACGUCAAGAUGUACCAGAUCCACAAAGAGGCCGUUAGAGGGCUGAGUUUUUGUCCAUCUGACCAGAAGUACGCCUCGUGCUCCGAUGAUGCCACCGUCAGAAUUUGGGACUUCCUGAGAGGUGAAGAAGAAAGAAUACUGAGAGGACACGGUGCAGAUGUGAGGUGCAUCGACUGGCACCCGUACAUGGGCCUGCUGGCAUCGGGCAGCAGGGACGCACAACAACCCGUCAAACUGUGGGACCCGCGAACUGGAGAGGCCCUUGUUACCAUCCAUGCUCACAAGCACACUGUCAUGGAUCUGAAGUGGAACCGAAAUGGAAACUGGCUGCUGACGGCAAGCAGAGACCACCUGCUCAAGUUGUUUGAUGUUCGGAACAUGAAGGAAGAGGUCCAACUAUUCAGAGGCCACAAAAAGGAAGCGACAACAAUAGCCUGGCAUCCGAUUCAUGAAAGUUUGUUUGCAAGUGGGGGUUCAGAUGGGGCGAUACUUUAUUGGCUUGUUGACAUCGACAAGGAGGUGGGCAGCAUAGAGAAUGCCCACGAGACGAUGGUGUGGAGCUUGGACUGGCACCCGCUCGGUCACAUCCUGGCAUCUGGCUCCAACGAUCAUACAACAAAGUUUUGGACUCGCAACAGGCCUGGAGACUUGAUGAGGGACAGGUACAACCUCAACACCCUGCCGUACGGAGUCGAUGAAAAUGACGGUCUGUCCCUCCUCUAG
Messenger RNA from Helobdella robusta, 1760 nucleotides. RefSeq lists its product as hypothetical. Gene Ontology annotation, molecular function: protein binding. The record is from RefSeq and is a predicted model, not a curated record. Gene Ontology annotation, cellular component: mRNA cleavage and polyadenylation specificity factor complex. The transcript is spliced from 11 exons. The coding region runs from base 312 to 1760 and encodes 482 amino acids. NCBI's taxonomy places the organism in Eukaryota, Metazoa, Annelida, Clitellata, Rhynchobdellida, Glossiphoniidae.